AUGGCAAAGUCUAAUGAUGCUGUUUCAAAGAUUGCGUCUGAGCGAGGUAAAUUGCAGACUGCCAAGGACUCACAAAUGGAGUUGAUCGAGUCUCUUAAAACACGAGAAGCCGAACUCAAAGUUUUGUAUGAUAGCAUGAAGAACCGAUAUGAAGCCGAGACAAAUAAUCGCCAACGUGAAAAAACUGAGUGGGACCAGGAACACCAGACUCUUAACAAAAAGUUAGCAGAUCUGAACCAGGAAUUGACAUCUCUCAAGGCGGCCGGUGGUUUUGGUCUUGGAAGUGGUUUAGCUGGGGCUGUAGCUGCUACCCACGGUUCAUCAAGUGAUAUUGAUGAGGAACAGCUUGCCCGUGAUUUGGAAAGUUUUGGUGCCCAAGGUGAAGAUGAUGAGUUGGACUCUCAACAGGCCUCGCAUUUGUCUGGUUUAGAAAGUGAAACCAUGAAAUCUUCACUAGGACAUGCUCAUAAAUUAGUAGCCAAUUUACAGCGUGCAUUUACAAAGGAAAAGUCUGAAAAGCUAGAACUGCGUAGGCAACUAGCUGACAUGCAGGCUGAAUUGCAGAAGACUCGUUCAAAUGUCGUCAAAAACAAGCGGUCCAAGUAUUUUGCUAACGCUGCUAAUAACAGUAACAAUGGGUCUGCCAAUACCUCGGUUCGAUCAGCUGGAUCUUUAUACGGACCUGGCAGAGUUCGUACGAGCAUCAUUGACUAUGAGGAGCCUGUGGCCCAAGAUGGAUGGGAAGAUAUUGGCGGUGACUCGCCUAAGCGAGGAAUUAGCAGCGAAAGCGAUGCUUUUCAUUCUGCAUUGGAAUCUGAAUCUGGUUUUGAAACUGCUCAAGAAGAGGCGCAAACUGAAGAUGACGUUUAUCAGACGGGCCAAGAGACUAUGGAUGAAGGGUCUUCUGGUGAGCAUACAGAGACUGAAGAUUCCGCCGUGACUGAGAGUGGUGCUACGUUUUUCAACCCCAGAAGAAACUCUGUUUCCUCAACUGCCAGUGAUUCGGCCUCGGACAAUGAUUUUAACAUGAGCAUGGGUAGUAAUGCAAGCAUUGUCAGUGGUUCCAGGUCCAGCAGACGUCGUUCGUUUAAAAGCAGGCGAAGUAACCAUAAUUUAAGAUCAAGCACUUACAGUGGUGGUGGAUCUGAUCCAGAAGGAACGCCGGUGAAAACCUCUGGGACUGGCAGCCUUGCUGCCGAGUUCUUAUCUACCGAAGAAAUUGAGAGACAUGCUUCUGAACAUGGACUGGUCACUUUGCCUGUAGAGGAGUACGAACUCAUGGUAUCCAAGAUUGAUCUUAUUGACAAUCCAUCAAAGGAUGUUCUGCAGUCAUCAGCUGCCCAAAUCGAACAUGAGUUAGUUCCUGUGGGACAUGUUGGUGGUUUGGAAUCCCAAAUUGGUCAAUUCAAGGCACAAAUUGAAACUAUGGAUUCAAAGCUUUCUGAAUUGAACUCUCAUAAGGCUGGUCUAGAGUCACAAGUCGAAGAACUCUCUACUCGCUCGGGUGAUCUCGAGGGUCAAGUUGCUAAAUCCAAGACUCAGGAGCAUGUUCAAGAUUAUGCUACACAGCUUGGAUUCGAACUGGUUCCUUCAGGUCAUGUCAAGGAUCUCGAAUCAAAACUUUCAAAAGCCCAAUCUAAAGAUUAUAUCCUUCAUAAUGCCAAGGCUCAUAAUCUUGUCGCCAUCCCAAUUGAUGAUUACGAAAAAUACUUGUCUCCAACCCUGGAGGAUAUCACUCGUCAUGCGGAUGGACUUGACCAUAAACUUGUUCCACUCAAUGAGUAUGACAAUUUGAUUGCACCACCCACUGUGGAUGAGGUGGCCCAACAUGCUAAAAAUGUUGGAUAUAAAGCCAUUCCAAUUGAAGAACAUGACCGCCUUGUCCAUGAAGCAACUCGUUCACUUAGCGAAUCUGAAGUUACUGAUAAAGCGAGAGAGCUUGGACUGGUUACUCUUCCUACUGAUGAUCAUGCUGAACUAGUUAGAUCUAGUCUCGAUCCAACUGUAGACGAGCUGAUAGCCCGAACCGGAAAGCAUAACAUGACAGUGGUGCCAAUAGAUGAGUAUAAACGACUUGUUGAACUUACUCAACACCCUAGCAAUGAAGAUUUAGAGAAAUGGGCUGGUCCUCUUGGACUUGCAGUUGUUAAUGACGCAGCCUACCGCGACCUUCAACGAGAAGCAAGAGAUCCUACACCAGAAGAACUCAGCUCUCGUGCUGAAAAGCUUGGUCUUUCUAUUCUUCCUAAAGCUGAGCUGCAGGCUAUGGUUUCCCUCAGUGAAAGCCCACCUAAAGAACACCUCGAGAAGCAUGCUGACAAGUUCAAUUCCCUAUUGGUCGAUAAAGAUGACUACUCUAAGAUACAACAUCUGGCCAAUUCUCCCGAUCGAGAACACAUUAGUGAGAAAGCCCGAUCUCAUGGUUUGACUGUUGUCCCAGAUUCCGAGUAUAAAGAACUUCAAGCCAAAGCCAACAAGCCAACAUCUGAUCAUAUAAAGACCAAGGCAGCUGCUGUAGGACUGAUUGCUAUUGCUGCCGCUGAACAUGAAAAUUUGUUGCGGUCGGCUCAUAAACCUACUAGAGAAGAACUGGUUGCUAAAGCGUCAGAGUUGCAUGGUGCUGUGAUAGUGGACAAGGAUGUUCAUGAUGAAUUUGUUCGUAAGACUCAGUCUCCUUCUCAUGACGAGGUUAAAGCUCAGGCUGGUGCCCUUGGAAUGAUUGCUGUUGCUCAAGACGAGUAUGAUGAGAUUUCUCGUAAAGCAAAUUCACCUUCUCUCUCAGAGGUCCAGAGCUCAGCAGAACGUCAUUCCCACGUCUUGCUAUCUCAAGAUGAUCACAAGAAACUUGUCGCUUCUGCUACAUCUCCUUCGGAACUAGAAGUUACCGAGCAUGCCAAGAAACACGGUUUGGUUACUGUUCCUGAGUCUAAGUUUAACGAUCUUACCAGGAAGAGAACUAAAGAAGAGGCAACUGCUGCUGUUCGUGAGCACGGCCUGGUUGCUUUGACAUCUGAACAAUAUGAGACAAUGAGCAAUGCAGCCAAUCAGCCAAUUGAUAAGAACUUUGUCGAAUCUGCAGCAGCUGGUCUAGGACUUGCGACUGUGUCAACUGAAGAACUUGAGGCUUUAAGACACCCACCAGAAAAGACUGAUGAAGAAGUCAAACAGAUUGUCAAUGCAAGAGGAUAUAUUCUUGUUAAAUCAGAUCUUAUCUCGACUCCGAGCGGAGAUGUGCCUGAUUUGAACUUGCCAAUUAUUGCACUUACAAAGGAGAAUUAUGACCAAUUAGUACAACCGUCCCAAGAAUCUGUUCUGGAGAAACUCAAGGGUUUCGGUUUAGUGGCUAUGCCUGAGAAUGAGUACCAGUCGCUUGUAAAGGAACCUACGAGAGAAGAGUUGGUAGAAAAGCUUCAAUCUCAUGGUCACGUUGCUAUUCCUAAAGAAGAAUAUACUGAGUUGUCAUCUCGUCCUACUGAGAUCAAUCCUUCCAAGGAAGAACUUGCCGCAUUUGCUGCUGGACAUGGUUUGUCGACGAUUCCUAGUGAUCAUCUUGAACAGCUCAAGAGAGAGGCAGAGGAACCCAGUCACGAAAAAAUCACCGCUGUUUCUGGUCAACGGGGUCUUUCUUUGGUUAAUACAGAUGAGCUUAAUGCCAUUAAACGGAGAGCUGAAGAUCCUUCUCAAGAAGAGUUAAAUGGUCACGCGUCCAAGCACGGUUUGGUGCUCAUCGAUUCAGGUGAGCUUUCUACUAUUCGCUCUAGAGCCAGCAACCCUACGCCCGACCAGUUGAAAGAAGCAUCGUCGAACCUUGGAUUAUCCGUUAUUCCUACGACAGAACUUGAAAACUAUAAACGAAAAGCGAAUGCACCAUCCAAGACUGAGAUUGAGUCUCAUGCUGCGCAUUUUGGACUUGCUGCUAUCUCAGUAGGAGCUUUGGAGGAACUGCAUCGUAAAUCACAAAAGCCCAGCAAGGAGGAGGUCGAACAGUAUGGUCACAAAUUGGGCCUCAGGGUGUUGUCAGAAGAUGAGCAUAAUCAACUGCAUAGAAGAGUGAACAAUCCAACCGUGGGUGAACUUCAGAAAUCUGCCGCUGCUCACAAGCACUCUAUUUUGCCAAAAGAAGAAUUGGAUCAACUACGACGCAAAUCCAACGAGCCUACUAUUGAUGAAAUCAAGUUGGCUGGUGAAGCACACGGAAUGGUUGUUGUUGACAAGGACAUGUAUGAUGAGCUAGAAAAGAACUCAACUCAACCUGAUGAGCCGACUAUAACCCGACUUGCUAAAAAGUUAGAUCUUGCUGUUCUGCCAAGCGUAGAAUUAGAGCAACUGCGAGAACAACUCAGCCAUCCAUCGAAAACUGACGUAGAAUUCUGGGCAAAGAAACAUAACCUCGUGGCGAUUCCAAGGGAGGCACAUGUCUCACUCACCGAAAGAGCUGAGAAGCUUGAAAAGCUUGAGAAGAACGAGCCGUCUGUGUCACCAAAAGAUGUGCAUUUGAUGUCUGUUGCCGCCAAGCGUAAUCACUUUGAGGAUAUCAUUAAACAAUCGUCGAAAGAAAAGCAGAAUGAUAAGGUCGCUGAGUCAAUUAAAUCGUUGGGUUAUGUUCCCGUGUCAAACGAGGAAUAUAAGCGUCUUCUGUCAAACCAAAGCGUAUAUGAACCCACUAAGGGUGAUAUCAUUCGUACUGCUAAAUCAUUUGGUCUUAGCGCUAUUCCAAUUGAGGAGUAUAAGUCAUUGCUUAAAAGACACAGUCAUGUGCGUGAUGAGAGUACUAAUUCUAUUGAAAGCUUUGGCUCGGGUGUUUCAGGUGUUCCUGGAGAUAGGACCAGUGCUAACCCAACCACACCUGUACGUAACACGGCUCCACAUGACUUCCAAUUGGAAUCACCCAAAUCUGAUUUAGAUAUGAAGGCUGUACCGGCAGAAUACCUUGCUUCGUUACGCCGCAUUGCUGAGAAUCCAGAAGAAGAAGAUCUCAAGGGCUUGGCACACAAGUUGGGCUUAAAACUCGUUCCACUAACUUCUGAAGAUGAAGGCAAAAAGACACUCACUACUUCUUCAUCUGUUAAAUCGAUAUCCAGCCAGUUUAAUACUGCCGAAGAUGUCAACAAUGUAUCGAUUUCUUUCGAAGAGUAUGCUGAACUGAAGAAGAAAGCUAACCAGAUAUCCUCACCUGAGAGCCUACAUGCAAAGGCUGCUGAGCUAGGAUUUGUUGCAGUUGCUGCUGGCGAACUUGAAAAUUUGCGAAACAAAUCUAUUAGUGAGGAAGAAAUUCGCGAUAAAGCAUCACAGCUUGGCUUGGUAACAUUGACCAAUUCUGAUUAUCAGAAUUUGAGUGAUGCUGCUAAACAUCAGCCAAAGGAACUAGAUGUUGAGGAGAUCCAAGAGAAGGCUCACUUAAUGGGUCUUGUUGCUAUACCCGAACAACAGUUUGCUGAUCUGCAAACCAGAGAAACCAAGUUGACCCCAGAAGAUAUCCGCAGUCAUGCAGAACAGCAUGGCUUGGUCGCUCUACCUGUUUCAGAGUUAGCUCAGUUGCAAGCGCCAAAGGAUCUCAGUGCAGAAGAAAUUCAACACCAUGCUGAGAGUCGUGGAUUAGCGGUCUUGCCAAAGACCGAACUAGCUCAGCUAAACGAACCAAAAGAUCUGACAGUUGAGGAUAUUAAUCAUCACGCCAGUAAGCAUGGACUCGUUGCGUUACCACAAGAUGAAGUGGACAGGUUGCAAGCUCCAAAGGAUAUUGGAAUUGAAGAAAUUCAACACCACGCUGAAAAUCGUGGAUUGGCAGUAGUCCCUAAGGAUGAAUUAUCCCGCUUGCUACAGCCAGAGCUUUCAGUUGAUGACAUCAAGAAGCAGGCGGAUUCACAGGGUCUUGUGGUCGUUCCAAAGGAAGAGUUUGUUGCCAGAAAACAAAUCAGUGGUAAUGAUAUCAAAGAGCACGCUGACAGUCAUGGCUUAGUGGUUCUUCCAAAGGAUGAAUUUAACGAACUGCAAAAAGCACAACAACCGAAGAAAUCCGGUAUCAAGGAAAUCGAGGCGGCUGCGGCCGCUCUUGGACUUGUUGCUGUGUCUGCCGAUAGUUACAACGAGUUCAGGAAGAGCUCCAGUGGACAAGUUAAACGCCAGUCACUUUCUCCCGAGGAGCUCACCACUCAUGCUGACAAUAUUGGAUAUGUUGCUGUUCCUGCACCGGAGUACAACCGAUUGAAGAGCCCCACCUUCACAGAUGAAGACAUUCAACGCCAUGCAACUAGCUUAGGUCUUCGUACCAUAUCAGACGCCGAUUAUCGCGCAUUGAUUGCAAAAUCUGAGCCCAAAGUGUUCAACAACACAGACUUGGAGAGGGAGGCCAGAAGUAGAGGUAAAGUUCUUCUGGAUUCUAAUGAAUAUGCCGAACUUAUGAUGAGCCAUGAAUCGUUAACUGAUAGAACUUCGCAAGGUGCUAAAGAUAACACAAGCUCGCUAUCGCCCGAUGAGCUCAAGAGUCAUGCUGAGAAGAUCGGUCUCGCUGUUGUAAACGCAUCCGAGCUUGAGAGUCUUCGUUCUGCUAGAGAGACAACAACACUCAGGGAAUCAAGAGGAUCACCUAUCACUGUUGUCAAUAGAAACUCGAGGUUUAACAUGCAGUCGGCUAUCAUUGAUGAUACUUCUUCGGAAAUGUCUGCUGAAGCUGAUGAAUCUACCAUUACGGUAUCUGGCAGACCACCUCAUGUUGCUCUUCCUUCUGUUUCAGAAUCAGACUUCUCUGUUGAAUUUGAUGGCGACAACCGAGUGCCAAGUCAAAGCACAGGCAAACUUCUUCCUGCAGCCGGAAUCAGUAAACAGGCUAGUACCUCUGUUGCUGGACCUGCUACUGUCGGUGUUGUCAGUGGUGCUGCUGCUGCCAGUGCUGCGGCUAUUGCAGCCAAUGGCCGUCAUCACACCCUUGACCCCAGCCAUUUGUCACCUGCUAGCAACAAUGCCAAUGCUAUGUUUAACCUCAGUCAAGCUACCAUUGCUAGUCAGACGUCACUGAAUGAACGAAAUAUGAUUCCAUACAUCACACAAGUUGUUAUCGGAGAGUUUUUGUUUAAAUACACUCGUACAUUUGGCAUUAGUGGCAUUUCUGACAACCGCCAUGAAAGAUACUUCUGGAUUCAUCCUUACACAUUGACAUUAUAUUGGAGUAAGGAAAAUCCAGCCAUGGAGAGUAUACAUAGUGGUAAGACUAAAUCUGCUGCUAUUGUCAAUGUUGAAGCUGUUGAAGAUUUGAAUCCCUUACCGCCUGGUCUAUACCACAAGAGUAUAAUCAUUCAUACUUCGGAUCGUUUGAUCAAGGUAACCUGUCCAAGCAGACAAAGACAUAAUAUCUGGUAUAACUCUAUCAAAUUCCUGUUAAAGAGAUCUAUCGACGAUCUAACUUUUGAUGAGGAGCUUGGCGACGUCAACUAUGCUGAGGAUCGAAGGGUCAACAGAGAGAGAACCCGCACUAGUGCUGUGACCGGUCAAAGUUUAAGGGAAAACCGCAGUCACAGAGUGUUGUCGUUGAGACAGAGCUUAGCGCCAGAAAUGAACGUAUCGAGGGUUGGAACAAGAGCCUCGCUCCGUCAAGAAAGUGUUAGCUCAUUUGUUCCCUCAGGUCAACGAGCAUCUUCUGGGUCGACGUCGAGAUCAAGCAGUCGCUUCAGUCGGGGAUGA
This is a messenger RNA of Sugiyamaella lignohabitans, 7677 nucleotides long. RefSeq names its product Num1p (gene NUM1). Gene Ontology annotation, cellular component: mitochondrion; cell cortex. Gene Ontology annotation, biological process: dynein-driven meiotic oscillatory nuclear movement; establishment of mitochondrion localization; maintenance of protein location in cell cortex. The record is from RefSeq and is a predicted model, not a curated record. Gene Ontology annotation, molecular function: phospholipid binding; tubulin binding. The transcript has a single exon. NCBI's taxonomy places the organism in Eukaryota, Fungi, Ascomycota, Dipodascomycetes, Dipodascales, Trichomonascaceae. The coding region runs from base 1 to 7677 and encodes 2558 amino acids.